AUGGCAUCCUUCCAUGCUCAGGACCACAAUCUGUCAAGGGACAACGACAUACAGGUCAUCAACAGAGAAGACGAGUACCCGGCUACCGGAGGUGAAGAGUAUCCCCAUCACGAGAAUGUCGUGUCUCCCUCGUUUCCAGCUCUUGACAUCCCUACUCCGAAUGGGGCCCACUCUCAGCUAUUCGAUGAGUUUGAGCUGAACCAACAUAAUCAACCCACCACCAGAGACCAGCCCCAUGGGGACCAGUUUGCUCCUUCAUUGUCGCCAUUGAGCGAGUUUGUAAAUACCCACGGCGACCAUAUUAUCAAUGAUCAGGAUAAUGAUCAGGAGAGGAAUGGUAACGCCGGUGUCUUGACGAGGUUGAACACCAGCAACAACUACUUACCUCCAUUGCCUACACUCUCGGAGCCAGUGCUCCCAUCUGUGCCACAGAACACUGGUCAGCUUCCUACCAACUACUUGCCCAACAACUUUGGUAACACUAAUGCUCCUAAUACUAAUCGGAACCAAUUGAUGAUUACGGGUAAGAAGAAGAAAGAGUCUCAGGGCCCUAAGGCCAGGCCUGCGUUCGUCAUGAAGAUCUGGUCUAUGGUUAACGACCCAGCAAACCAUGACUACAUUAGGUGGAAUGAUGAUGGCUUGACUUUUCAAGUUUUCCACCGUGAAGAGUUCAUGAAGAGCAUUCUCCCGAAGUACUUCAAGCAUAACAAUUUUGCAUCUUUUGUACGUCAGCUUAACAUGUACGGCUGGCAUAAAGUGCAAGACAUCAGCAGCGGAUCGAUGGCCAAGGAGGCAAAGAACGCUGAAGAGGUUUUGCAGUUCAAGAAUCCAUAUUUCAUUCGGGGCAGGGAAGACUUGCUUGACAAUAUUGUCCGUAACAAGUACGGCGGUCAGGAGGAAUCAGCUGAACCUAAUAUCAACCUUCAGGUACUCAUGACUGAACUCGAUCAGAUUAAGAUGAACCAACUAGCCAUUAUUGAGGACAUGAGGCGUAUCAGAAAAGACAAUCAGACUUUGUGGACCGAGAGCUUUGCUACAAGAGAAAGACAUCUGAAACAGUCCCAAACUCUUGAUAAGAUCAUGAAGUUCCUUGCUGCUGUCUAUGGUAACUCAGCCGGAAAGAUAUUUGAAGUGGAGAAUGGCUCUUACGAUUCAAAUUACGGUGUACCUGCUUUGUACCAGGGAAAUCAGUCACCUCGACCAGCUUAUCCACCUGCUGCACCUAUACUGAAGUCAAGAUUAAUGUUAAUGGACCAGGAGCAUCUGAGAACAUCUUCGUCCGAUGCAAGUACGACGGCUGGACCUUCCAAAAGACCAUCGGAGGCUGGAAGUAAAGACGGUUCUAUCGAGGAGAUUGUGAGAAACGAUCACAUCACUCCUCAUGAUCCAUCAGCCAAUGUGAACAGAAUUUAUCAACAAAUUAUGAACCAGGAGCCAGGCCUGAAUUCUCCAAGGCAAUACUUCCCUGAACUACAAAGUCCUAGCGCCGGACCCAGUACCCCUUCUCAGCUGUUUGCUAAGCUAAGCGGUGCUGGUGCUGGUGCUGGUGCGGGUGAACACAAUGGUGACUUGUUGCUGGGGCUCGAGCAAAACAUCUUUAAACAAGGCCAGGCAUUGCUGCAAGUCCAGGACUGGAUCCAGGCUUUGGCAAACAGACAACAGCAACAACAGCAUCAAUUGCAACAGCAAAAGAGUAAUAAUUCACUGCCGGCUCAAACUGAUCUUGACGACUUUGACGUUAACGAGUUUUUGAACAACAGCUCCUCGAAUCCUGUUCCCACAUCACAUGAACAGCAAGAUUCAGGCAUUGAUUUCGAAAACGACUUCAAAUCUGAAACUAAUGAGGACGAUAAAAAGCGUCACAUUGAAGAAGUCGUUGACAAUGAGCCACCAGCCAAACGUGGUCGGACAAGAAAGAGCAGUCGGCGGUAA
Messenger RNA from Candidozyma haemuli, 1932 nucleotides. RefSeq names its product stress-responsive transcription factor (gene CTA8). The record is from RefSeq and is a predicted model, not a curated record. Gene Ontology annotation, biological process: regulation of DNA-templated transcription. Lineage: Eukaryota; Fungi; Ascomycota; Pichiomycetes; Serinales; Metschnikowiaceae. The transcript has a single exon. Gene Ontology annotation, molecular function: DNA-binding transcription factor activity; sequence-specific DNA binding. Bases 1 to 1932 code for a protein of 643 amino acids.